Drosophila biarmipes is the source of this 1744-nucleotide messenger RNA. Its product is annotated as protein THEM6. The record is from RefSeq and is a predicted model, not a curated record. The transcript is spliced from 2 exons. Bases 233 to 814 code for a protein of 193 amino acids. Lineage: Eukaryota; Metazoa; Arthropoda; Insecta; Diptera; Drosophilidae.
CAGUCUUCAGUGUGCAGUCUACAGUCUGCAGUCUACAGUCUUCAGUCUUCAGUCUUCAGUCGUCUGUCGCCUUGCUUCGCCAACGGUUGUCUUGUUGCGUACUGCCCUGCGUCUUGCCGCCGUACCGCUUUCCCGCUACCGCCCGCCCCUCCCGCGUUAGUUGCUAGCUCGUUUGGCUGAGCUGAACGGAUCGACCGACUGCCAAUAGGGAGCACAUACAUUCCGCGCCGCGAUGUCUUGGCUGGUGGUGCUGCUGAUCCUGUACGUGAUCUGGGAUGUCAACUACUUCAUCCGCUGCGUGUUCACGGUGUUCGCGGGUCGGCUGUUCCAGCGCAAGCGCAAGGUCACGGACACCACGACGAUCUACGGGCUGUGCACCUCCCAGGAUGUGGACAUCUUCAUCCGGCACAUGAACAACGCGCGUUACCUGCGCGAGCUGGACUUUGCCCGCUUCCACUUCUACGCCCUCACCGGCCUCUACGAGCGCAUCCGGGAGCGACGGGGCGGAGCCGUCCAGGGCGCCAGCAGUGUGCGCUACCGCCGCACCAUCCCCAUCUUCCACCCGUACAAGAUCCAGACCAAGCUGGUCUGGUGGGACGACAAGGCCAUCUACCUGGAGCAGCAGUUCGUCACCCUCUCCGACGGCUUCGUGCGGGCCGUGGCCAUGUCCAAGCAGAACAUCACCAACUGCAACGUGCUCGAGGUGCUGAAGACCUAUCCGGAGACCGCCCAGCGACCGGAGAAGCCGGAGGAACUCAAGCUCUGGCUGGACGCCAUCGAGCUCUCCAGCCAGAAGCUGCGCAAGGACAAGUGAUUCGCCUAACCUGUCACACAAAUCACUUACUCUUGCCUCAUUUGCUUACUCGUGUAAUCCCCUCUUUUUUUUUGAGUGCACUGUGCAAACGCGUAGACUGAUUUAUUCCACAAGUUACAAAAACCAAUAUGGGUGCAGCAAGCAUUUUGAAUUGUUUGUUACAAAUAACACCAUUCCUAUAACUCGAGAAAUUCUGAACCAUAACCCACGACAACUUGACCCUAUUGCUUGAGUCUUCAGCGCGUUAGCUAUAAUGAAUAUUUUGUAUAAAUAUUUUACUUAAAUGGAGUGGCCUAAGCUUUUAAAUAUACGUUUUUACCAACAAAAUAAUAACCAAACAGGUUUCACUGACAAACAUGUUAGUAACUCAAAAUUUUGAACUGGAAUAUGCAUUUUCCUCAUAUACCCUUUCCCAGUGUGUUAGUUUCGUCAAAGACACAUCGUAGAAACGCAUUUCUCUGCGGCAGGGUCGCCGGAGUUUCUUUUCUGGACUUUCAUUUAUGCUAAGUUUGAUAUCACGCAACGCCAAGUCGGUGUCGAUAAGUCGAUGGAUUGUUUGCUUUCUUCUCCGCUGCCUCCGUUAUGGCAUAGUUAAUAACGCUGUCUGUUGUUUGGUUAUGCAACUCGAAAACGAAACUGUUGUGGAAACGCCACCAUCAGCGAUUUGGCGCAGCGUAUGCAAAAUCGUUUUGCGAAUUUCCCGCAAAAAUAAUCAUAAAUAAUGUGUGCGGCAGCGAAAUUUUUGGAGUGGGAUUCCCAGAAGAUACGUAUAGCCGCAGUGUUUAUAGAAAUCAAUAAUAAUAGCGGGUGUUUUUCAGAUGUAUCCUGUUUUGAUAUUUACCAUAUAUGAUACAAUUUGUACCAAUAUUUAAAUUUUUUAUAAAAGAUUAAUUACACUGAAAAUAGCACAAAUAGCUAAGAACCAUAUAA